Molecule: messenger RNA, 1376 nt
Organism: Trichoderma harzianum CBS 226.95
Lineage: Eukaryota; Fungi; Ascomycota; Sordariomycetes; Hypocreales; Hypocreaceae
Exons: 1
Coding region: 197-1243 (348 amino acids)
Source: RefSeq, a predicted model, not a curated record
UGAACAACCGCCCUUGAGCCCCCAACGGGCCGUUGCCGUUCCCCCGGCGCCAAGCUCCGGGUUGAUAACGGCAUCAGCAUCAACAUCGUCAUCAUCCACAUGCUCGUCACUAUCGCCAACGAUAGCGCCAUCCGGCUGUCAGGCUGCGACUCCAGAUACGGAGCUGGAUACAUGUACGCUCAUAGUCUCUGAGCCCAUGCCGUCGGCGGCCCCAGAGCCAGAGCUCGAGCCCAGAUCGUGCGAUGCUCUCCAUCUCCAUGCCUCGUGGGACGGCUCGGCUGUGGACCUGGACCUGUACGAGUAUGGCUUCGUCUCCACCAUGCCCAAGCGUAAUGGCGACAUGGACAUGGACAUGGCCGGUUACGACUGGCUGGAGCAGUCAGGGUUUGCUUUGGACGACGGGAGCACGUUUGAAAUGGGCCGAUUCGACCUGGCGCCAUGGUCCCAUUUACCACCCCCGACAGCCGAGGCGAGACGGGUCCCUGACGAUAUGGCCGCGAUCAACAGCACCUCGGCCAGUAAUAUCAGCAGAAUCAACAACGCUGCCACUGCAACGACCGGCCAGCGACUCACAGCCCUGGUAUCCGAGAUCCAGCAGCAGCUACGGAGAUUGGAGGAGGGUCCGUGGCACACGGACAGCACCCACAGCCUGCACGACUACCCAGUUGGCACCAUUCUCGAGCUUUCGCAGCAGUUCAGUGCCAUCGCAGGGUCCAUCCUCAGCAGCACCGUCUGCACCAGUGGUGGGCUGGAGGCAGCCGGCAGCGACGAGGACAAUGACAGCAGCGAGAGGAUGGCUGGCUGCGCCACGGCAGACACGCCGACGAUGCUGCUCAUCAUGUGCGGCUACAUUUGGCUGGUACGAAUCUACGGCAUCGUGAUGGGCCACUUUCAGAAGCACCUGGACCGAAUGCCUACCGGCGAUCCCCGCCAUCUGAGGACAACCACGGGUGUUAUCAGCCCCAUCGCCGGUGGUGUAAGUGUAAGCACCAAGCUUCGGCUAGGGGAACUCCCCUGCACAGACGUGGCCCUGAGUCUGCAGCAGAUUCACACAGCGGUCCGCAUGCUGCUUGACGUGCUACAUGAGAUCGAGGGCCACCUGGGGCGCGGGGCCGUAGCAGCUUGCGACAUGGCCGUGGCGUUGCUGCUUAACUCUGGGAGGCCCCAAAACGGCAGCUCCCGCGGCCUGGGCAUCAAGGCGGCGGCAGUGAAGAAGCUUCUGAGGGAGAAGAUGGGUCUUUGAGAGAAUAUCGACCCACUACCAUAUUGCCCCGAUACUACCUACAUGUAUAGAUGUCAUGUUGUUAUAGAGCCAUACCUAGCGUGGCGAUUAUAAGCGGAGUUUACUAUGUUCCAGAUCUUUGAAUAGAAUCUUG